UGUCAAACUUAUCAAAUUUGAAAAGCUAGUAACGGCUUUACUACACCCCAAACAAAAAAGAUAGAAGGAUAAGGAAAGGAAAUACAAUAAUUUUACUUACUACUUCGAAAAUAAAAUGGCAGUGGAAGCCGUUAAAACUGAAUUACUGGAUCUAGAAAAUAAGAUAACUAACCAUCCUGCCUAUGGAACUUCAUACACUUGGUCACCCAGAGAUUUUGAAUUGGGUUCAGCUCUUGGCCAAGGAAAGUUUGGGCAUGUACACAUAGCUAGAGAGAAGAAAACAGGCUUCCUUGUUGCUAUUAAAACUAUGUUCAAGUCACAAAUAACGAAAUCAAAAUGUGAAAAACAAAUACUGCGUGAAAUUGAGAUACAGUCCCACUUGAAACAUCCAAACAUCCUGCGGCUACUGACAUGGUUCCAUGAUGAGAGGCGCAUUUACUUGGUGGUGGAAUUUGCAGCGGGUGGAGAGCUGUACAAACACCUCACUGAUGCACCUAAGAAGCGCUUUCCCGAAGCCAAAGCUGCCAAAUAUAUUUAUCAGGUGGCUGAUGCAGUGGAGUAUUGCCACCAGAAUCACGUGAUCCACAGGGACAUCAAGCCAGAAAACAUUCUAGUUUCCUUCAGUGGAGACCUCAAGCUGGCCGACUUUGGCUGGUCUGUGCAUGCACCAUCUCAAAGGCGUAAAACAAUGUGUGGAACACUUGACUACCUUCCACCAGAGAUGAUCAAGCGAGAAGUGUAUGAUGUGUCUGUUGAUCACUGGUGCAUCGGAGUGCUGCUGUAUGAGUUCCUCACUGGCAAGCCUCCAUUUGAAAGUCAGACUCAGGAUCAGACUUAUGCUAAAAUCCUGUCUCUGGACAUGAAAUAUCCAGAGUAUGUGCCUGAAGGAGCCAAGGAUCUCAUAUCAAAGCUGCUCCGGCAUUCAAACAAGGACAGAUUGUCUCUCAGUGCAGUGAAAAAGCACCCUUGGGUUCAGAAGUUCAGGACCGACGCGUCAUCAACUUCAUAGUAUUUGCCUGUUAGUACCUAUUUUUAUUUUAUUUGCGUUGAUUAUCCUUAAUAUAACUUUAACUAAAUACAAUUGAA
This is a messenger RNA of Leguminivora glycinivorella, 1086 nucleotides long. It is a transcript of the gene aurB, whose product is annotated as aurora kinase B. The coding region runs from base 116 to 1009 and encodes 297 amino acids. Gene Ontology annotation, cellular component: spindle midzone; spindle microtubule; spindle pole centrosome. The transcript is spliced from 6 exons. The record is from RefSeq and is a predicted model, not a curated record. Lineage: Eukaryota; Metazoa; Arthropoda; Insecta; Lepidoptera; Tortricidae. Gene Ontology annotation, molecular function: ATP binding; protein kinase activity. Gene Ontology annotation, biological process: mitotic spindle organization; protein phosphorylation; regulation of cytokinesis.